GUUCAUUAAAGAAACCUGCUGUAUCGCGACUCACUAAUUAUUUGAUAUUUACCAUUUGUUAAUAUUCAAAUCGUCUUAAUUUUAUUUCAUUAAUUAAUUAAAUUUAUCUACAUAUUCAAAUAGAGUAGAACGCGAUUGUUUAAAUUUUAUUUUGUAAAAAAUCACGAUGGUGCGAGGAUAUCAAACAAUGGGGGGAGAGUCGAGUUCAUCGAGUUUACUUGUGACAGAAAGAACACCACUACGGAGCGUUCAAAGUCGAAGAAUGGUUGAAAAAAGCAUCGGAAUAUCCCAGCAAACGCUAGUGUCGGCAUCAAGUGAGAAUGAAAAUGGUGGGCGUAAAUUAACACAAUACAUUGCUGGGUUAGCAGCAACUCUUGGUGCGCUUGCAGCAGGUAUGGUAUUGGGUUGGACAUCACCCGCGGGAAAAGACGGAGUCAAUUUGGCCAAAGAAUACAACAUACCGAUGUCACCAACAGAAUUUUCAUGGAUCGGUUCGAUAUUCAAUUUAGGCGCCGCCACUAUUUGUGUGCCUAUCGGUAUUCUUACAGACAUAAUCGGCAGAAAACGCGCAAUGUUAAUAUUGGUUGUGCCAUUCACUAUCGGGUGGAUAUUGAUAAUAUGGUCUAAUUCCGUAGUAAUGUUUGAUAUUGGUCGGUAUAUUUUGGGCGUAAGCGGAGGCGCUUUUUGUGUAACUGCCCCAAUGUACACCGGUGAGAUUGCCGAAAGUUCUAUUCGCGGUAGUUUAGGAUCGUACUUUCAACUGAUGUUGACAGCUGGUAUUUUAAUAACAUAUAUAUUAGGUUCCGUGCUUUCGAUAUUCGCAUUAUCCUUGAUAUCGGCUGUUGUGCCUCUCAUAUUUUUCGGAGUAUUCUUCUUCAUGCCCGAAACACCGACGUAUUAUUUGAAGAAGGGACAGAUCAAUGAAGCCAGAGAAAGCUACAGAUGGUUACGGGGACCAGAUUAUAAUAUCGAGCCGGAAUUGGAAGCGCAGAAUGAAGCAUUGGCUGAAGCAAAUCGUAACCAAGUGUCAUUUUUGACAGCUGUCAGAUCAAAAGCUGCAGUAAAAGGGCUUUUUAUUGCAUUUGGUUUGAUGCUUUUCCAGCAACUGAGUGGCGUUAAUGCCAUAAUAUUUUACUCUGGUUCGAUAUUCGAAACUGCCGGCAGUACGAUGAAUUCAGAUGUUGCAACGAUCGUUGUUGGAAGCAUGCAAGUUAUUGCUGUAUUUGUCAGCACACUUAUUGUUGAUCGUCUUGGUAGACGGCUGCUGUUAUUAAUUUCAAGUGUUGCCAUGUGUUUAACGACACUUAUACUCGGCGUAUAUUUCUACAUGAAGAUAAACAAAGUCAAUGGGGUUGACUCUAUCGGGUGGCUGCCACUGGUUGCAAUUUGCACAUUUAUUAUACUGUUUUCGCUUGGAUUUGGGCCAAUUCCGUGGAUGAUGAUGGGCGAAAUAUUCGAUUCCCAAGUUAAGAGUAUCGCUGGCAGCAGCGCCUGUUUAUUCAAUUGGCUUAUGGCUUUUAUUGUCACUAAAUUUUUCAGCGACAUACAAGACGCUUUGGGUACUGAUAUGACAUUUUGGAUAUUUUCAAUUAUUUGCGCAGUUGCUGUUGCUUUUGUAUUCUUUAUUGUACCCGAAACUAAAGGGAAAACGCUUGAACAAAUUCAAAUUGAAUUAGGAGGCGGUAAUCCAACUCCUGGUGGUUUUCAUGGCAAUAAAUCAUAGUUUUAACACGAGCGUUCUUUUUUGUGAUUAUAAAAGUGAGCGGCUUUUUAGAUUUUUCUUAAUAAAAUAAGUUUUAGUCCCAUUUCUAUACAAUAUCAUAAAAUUUUUUAUGGAUUUCUCUGUUUGAAAAUCCAACAGAUUCUUAGACAAGGAAAGAUUUUAGAUAAUUUUCAAAAUCAAUAUACAAACUCAAAUUUUACGCGAUAAUUUAAAAAAAUUUAUUUAAAAAUUAACAGAAAGAGCAUUUAAAUAUGUAUGCAUUUUUUAAAUAUCUAUUUAUGACUUAAUUAAAUAUAGAUUUUAAUAAAUUUCAACGAUUAGUCUAUCAAUUUCAGAUCAAGUUUAUAAUAUAAAAUAAAAUAAAAAAAUCCACUAAGGAGGAUCUAUAGUCAUUUUUUCCCAAGUUUUUCUCUGAAACAAAUCCUCUAAGUGAAAAAUUAAGAACGAGGCUCGAUGCAUUACUCAGUAAUCUAGCGAUCUACAUUUUCAUUUUCCGAAAAUUUUCAUUUAAUUAAGAGAAAGUCGCGGACAAAGUUUCCAUUUACUGCGCUAGUGCAAAAAGGACAGUAUCGUUCGCCGAUUUGAGUGUGAAAGAGAAAAAAGAUGUACCUGAAUAUCAGAACAUUUUUCGCGCAAUAAAAAGAAAAAUCGGAAAGUAAAAAAUCUACUAGAUGACACGAUUUCUAGAAAAAAAAAAAUAUGCACAUGUAGAAAAUUAAAAAAACUAUAGGCGCAAUUUUUUCAAAUACUUUUUUUUUAUAAUUUUCCCGUUUUAAAAAAAGUCCAAAAAUUAUUAAACGUUGGCUAACUUCAAUAUCAGAAAUUUUUUGAUUUUCGUUACGCGAAGAGAAAGAGUUUUGAUCUUCAGGUACGUGAAAAAAAUUCAAAUCCCCCUUAAAAAUUUGUUUUUCAUCAAAAGCAGAAGCCACGCAAUAGAAUAAUAAUUGAUAUAAGAUUGUGAUGAUAAAUUUUUUGCUUUUAAUAUUUAUCUUUGUAUAAAAAAAUAAUUUUUUUAAUGCACGGAUAUGUAUUUGAAAAUAUUUGAAAUGUUUUAAUAAAACAUAAAAUUUUUCCUAGUUUUCUUUUAUAAGACUG
This is a messenger RNA of Microplitis demolitor, 2818 nucleotides long. RefSeq names its product facilitated trehalose transporter Tret1. Gene Ontology annotation, biological process: transmembrane transport; carbohydrate transport. NCBI's taxonomy places the organism in Eukaryota, Metazoa, Arthropoda, Insecta, Hymenoptera, Braconidae. The record is from RefSeq and is a predicted model, not a curated record. Gene Ontology annotation, cellular component: membrane. The transcript is spliced from 2 exons. Gene Ontology annotation, molecular function: sugar transmembrane transporter activity. The coding region runs from base 167 to 1723 and encodes 518 amino acids.